This is a messenger RNA of Suillus paluster, 1334 nucleotides long. RefSeq lists its product as uncharacterized. The transcript has 13 exons. Bases 171 to 1055 code for a protein of 294 amino acids. The record is from RefSeq and is a predicted model, not a curated record. NCBI's taxonomy places the organism in Eukaryota, Fungi, Basidiomycota, Agaricomycetes, Boletales, Suillaceae.
GCUCGCUUCUGCAGCCGGGUGUGAUAUAUUCCCUCCAACUUAUCAUACACCUUCACGAACGCUUCUUCACCUGGCUUGUAAAAUCCACCCACCAAAUGGUGAAGGACCCCUCAUAUUAAAAACAGCACGCCCACGUAGUGGCUUGAUCCGAUCCACGCACAACAUACUUUAUGGUUUUACUCCACACACAACAAACAAUCAAGUACUUUCGAGUUGCACCGGCCGCUGUUUGGGCAUUCGAUUAUUGUUUGACCUUUGAACAUGAAGUCCGUCUGUUCAGUAGCACGGGUCGUUGGAGCAUUGCGCCCGUCAUGUUUAUCAUAACUAGAUAUGCUCCUAUAGUAUGGAUUAUCAGCGAAAUUUACGUCACUCUUGGGCCACAAUCAGUGGAAACGUGCUUAACAACAUAUCGGGCUGCUGGGGGUGCGAUGGCUCUUAUCAUGGUGGCUACCGAAGGUCUUCUUCUCAUGCGUACACUUGCCUUAUGGCACAACAAUGAGAAGAUUAAACGAUUUUUGUUGGCAAGCUAUUUCCUUCUUGCUAUCUCAAUGCUCACUUGCGAUGUCCUUGCGGUGUCUCCAAAUCUCCAAAGUGUAUGUGCACCAACAUCAAGUCGGAGCUCUGCAGAUGAGGCUACAAGAGUGGAACGCCUGAUAAUGGGCAUGUUUGUUAGUGCAGCACUCUUUGAACUCACGGUGGUUAUUGUUACGAUAUAUCAUUCAAUAACGUCACGCUCUACUGGCAUACGUAGUGUCAGUAAAUUGGUGUCGAACUUGUCGAAGGGAAGUUUGCUGUAUGCGCUAUCGCUCCUUGCAAUCUCUAUUGCAAACAUUGUUUCGUUUUCCUUACCGGUCUCAAGCGGGCAGAAUGGCAUCAUCGAUGUGUUUCAAGGUGUCCUGCAUGGCGUUAUGGCUUCACGUAUUCUUUUUGACCUACGCCAUGCAGACCGGAGUGAAGAAGAUAUUCAAGCCGCCUCAUAUAUACCCUCUUCUAACUUACAGUUUGCAUCGUGCACGAUCCCCAUGACCGCCUUACAUGACGAAAGCAAUAUAUGAUCAUGCCCCACGGAGUGCAGUGUUUUGCGGUCGAGAACAUUGCACGCACUGCUCGAGGGUGUCGCACUUUUGUUUACGUGUGACGAAGAACUGACUAGACCGUUGUAUUAGAGUAGCCCACCGGCUUUUGCUAUAGCCGCCAUCGUCUAGCGGUAUAUUAACCGCCAGCAUCCAGUCCGUAUACCCCUCGAGCACGCACUCUGCCUUCCCGCUUCUAUGACCCCCAUGACCCAUGAACCCAUUCCCACUCCCCACAGACGACUAGCUCGUCCCCUGCUA